CACCAGACCGGCUGGACCCCGGCUGGACUCCUCUCCUCGCAAGUCACAAGUCACAACUCACGGCAAGUAGUGCGCUGGUCCGGUGCCGCCGCUUCCCUCUUUCCGGCCGCGCGAGGACGGCGGCCGCCAUGCGCCGCCUCUUCGCCGCGGCCAUGCCGCGCCUGCUCGCCGCCCUCCUCCUCCCCCUCCUCGUCGCGUUGCAAUCAAAGGCGGCGUUAAGCUUCGGUGCCACCGCCGGCCGUGCGGAGUGGCACGUCCUGACCAGGGCCAACUUCUCCUCCCAGAUCCGGCUCCACCCCCACGUCCUCGUCCUCGUCACCAUGCCAUGGUAUGGUGAGUCAAGAUCAUUAAUGGCAGAAAUAGAACAUCUGGUUGCAACCGAUGAGCGGGGGCUUGGUCACCUCAAACUGAUGGUUGUGUACAGAAAUCAUGAGAAGUUGCUGUCGGAUGCUAUUGAGGCCACUGAAGGAACAAAGUUCAUAUACUAUCAACAAUCCAUACGGUUCAAAUAUCAAGGAAAGCUUCGUGCUCGAGAUAUACUAUAUUCAAUACACCAUACCAUGUCACUUAAGCAUGAGGAGGCCCCUUUUGAGGUUUUGCAUACGAAAGAAGACGUGGAAGCUUUUAUUGAAUCAACCGAUAAAGCAGUGCUUUUAUCUGAAUUCUGUGGAUGGUUUACCAGAUUGGCUAGUGGUGGAAGCAACAGAAGCAAUGGUGGCCCUUCAUCAAAAAAUCACACAGAGAAUGUUGGCAUUUCUGGGAAGACACAAACCAGACAAUCAGAUGGACAACUAGAGCUUGUUAUAGAGGAUGAAGAACUGACCUUUGGAGGUGGAGGCCAGCUUACUGGUUCUCCUUGGAAAGGUGGAUUUACCAUAGCAAAUGGAAGCCUGUCAGAUCAAAGUGAAAUAUCAACUGAUGAGAAUAGAAAGUUGUGCACAGUGCAAAAGUUCCAACAGUUUGAAAGCUUCUACACAAAGCUUACUGCUCUGUCAAGAGAAUACUUCCUUCCGCCAGAGAAAGUUAGAUUUGGUCUUAUAACUGAAAAGUCAUUAUUACCUUCAUUAGACAUUAUCAAUGAAGGCAAUUCCGAGACAUGGUUCCUUAGUGUUCAUUAUCUGGGAUGCGCAACUUGUUCAGUUACUGCAAAAGAAGGGGAUGACCUAAGAAGCCUGUUGCAAUCUCAUCAUAAUCUCGAUGUUAAGGAGAUUGAAGUUGAUGAGAGUGGGGGUGAGGCUACCUUUCCUUCAAAUAGGCCCUCUGCUAUUCUAUUUAUCGACAGAUUAUCUGAUUCUUCAAAAACUCGAGAUGAAAGUAAAUUAUCUCUCAAGUUACUAAGGGAGUAUGUUCAGGAUAAUUAUCCUCCUUAUGUCAAUUCUGAUGAUCUAAAUAGUGGUUACUCCAUAAUGCGCUCAGAAGUUGUUCCUUCUAUACCAAGCAGAAGUAAGUCAGAUGCCCACUCUGAAAAAACUAGGUUGCAUGCUUUGGCCUCGAAGUUUAUGGAACUAGAGGAUAAAAUGUCAGUAAUGGUAGUUAAAGAUGGAGAAACUAUUUCAUACAGAAGUGGUAGCCAAGGUAGUACCAAUAGCCCUUUAUAUGAUAUUCUAACAAAACUGGUCCGUGAAGCAAGACCAGCGCAUAGGUCAAAGAAAACAAGGAUAAGUUUUGUUGGAAAAGAUAUUGGCCUAAAGCUGCUUUCUGAUGACUCUGAAGUCCAAUUGGUCGAUUCCGUUUCAAUUCAAGAAAGUCAACAUGAAGGAACGGCUGAUUCAUUUGCUAGGUCAGACAUUGGCACUGAUGGUAUCAUUGAAGUUUCCAUGCAUGAAAACAAGGCAACAAAGGUUGAACAUAUUGACGAUGGACAAGCACCAAGUAUACUCGAGAAAACUGCUGCAUAUUACUGUGGUAUCAAUAAUGAUGAUCAUGAAUGUAGUGACACAGAAAUAGAGGAACAACAAGAAGCUGAGGCCUCAGAUGUAAGCCCCGAUCUGAACUACAGAGAUGAGAAAACAAUUGCAGAAGAUUUGGACAUCUUGGAACCUGAUGGGAGAAAUGUGCAUUUGAACACAGAGAAAUCAGGAUCACGAAAUAAGCAAGAUGUAUUUUCAGUCCAGGGUCAAGAAUCUGGAACAAUUGAGAGUUUCAUUUACGAGCGUGAUUUAUUUAAUCUAGAUGAACAGUCAGAAAAGCGUGACAGCAAAUAUUCUCCAGAUGCAACAUUUAGCUCUUCCAGUAUCCUUGCAAGUGAUAACACAGACUAUACAGAGCAGGUAACUUCAAGCAUAUCAGAUAACCGUUUUAUUGGUCCGUUCUUCUUUUCUGAUGGUGGUUCUAGGCUUCUGAGAACUUUGACAGGUGGAUCAAGAGUUCCAUCCCUUGUAAUAGUUGAUCCAGUUCAACAAAAGCAUUAUGUCUUUCCUCAGGAAAGUGAAUUUAGUUACCCUUCUUUAGAAAAUUAUUUUGACAAUUUUGUGAAUCAAAAUCUUUCCUCAUAUUAUCGUUCGGCCUCAACUUUCAUAAGUUCAAAGGAGCUUCCCAGGCCGCCUUUUGUCAAUCUUGAUUUCCAUGAGGCAAAUUCCAUCCCUCUAUUGACAGCAAUUAGUUUUUGUCCCCUGGUCUUUGGAUUUGAAGAUUGUGAUUCAGAAAACGGAAUGUCAUUUCUGAAUACUGAGAAUAUUUCAUCUGCUUGGAAGAAAGAUGUGCUGGUGCUUUUCAGCAACCCUUGGUGUGGGUUUUGCCAGCGAAUAGAUCUUGUUGUCCGUGAGUUGCACCAAUCAUUCAAAACUUUUAUGAGUUUGAACGCUCAAUUUGCAGACACUCAAAAUUUGCAGACCGAAGUUGCAGAGAAAAAUGGAGAAUCUACUACGAUGGGCCUUCCAGUUAUUUACUUGAUGGACUGCACAACCAAUGACUGCCAUCAUUUACUAAAAUCAUCAGGCAAGGAGGAGUUUUAUCCUACGGUGUUACUUUUUCCUGCGGAGAAGAAAAGCGCAAUAUCAUAUGAAGGAGGAAUGUCAGUGGCUAAUUUAAUUGAAUUUCUGGAGUCUCAUGCAAGCAAUUCUCACCAUAUGUCGGGAUAUAUAGGAUUUCUGCGGAAGAAGAUGGUGACGCGACAUGAUGCACCAGCACCGCAAUCAUUCCAGUUUCACAUCAGCGAUAAGAACAGCAGCAGUGUUGGUCACCAGUCCCAUCCAAGUCAUUCAGAAAGGGGCAAGGUGCAUAUCGUCACAGGGUCCAUCCUCACUGCCACCGAAAAGCUCGGUGCUGCUGUUCCAUUCGAUAACGCCCAAGUUCUCAUUGUAUCGGCUGAUUCUCAUGAGGGCUUUCAUGGAUUAAUCAUCAACAAACGGUUAAGCUGGGGUGCCUUCAAGAAUUUGGACAGCUCCAUGGAGCCUAUCAAGCUCGCCCCUUUCUUCUACGGUGGACCUGUUGUGGUUCAGGGUUACCACCUUGUGAGUUUGUCGAGAGUCGUUUUCGAGGGGUAUGCACAAGUCAUACCCGGUCUCUAUUAUGGAAAUAUAAUUGCCACAAGCCGGGUAAUCAGGGGGAUCAAAUCAGGCCAGCAAUCUGCCGAGGAUUUGUGGUUUUUCCUCGGCUAUGUGGGUUGGGGAUACAGCCAACUGUUUGACGAACUAUCUGAAGGCGCAUGGCAUGUUAGUGGACAGCCGAUUGAGCACUUGGAGUGGCCGGAGAGUUAGAGGAUCUUGCACAUAUUUGCUGACGCUACACUAUGGCACUGUACUUCACUUUUUGUUUUCCAUGGCGCGGUGUCGAGGCUACUGAAAUUUUAAUACUCCGUGUUGUCUUUGUAACCCUUUUUUUGGGUAGCGUAGCCUCUCUUUUCCUUCUCUAUUCAGAGAUUCAGACUGCGUAGUUUUUAAACAACCUAUGUUUUUGUGUAACUUUUUUUUAACCCAAAUUAGUUUGUCACACCGGUGCACAACAUGGCGUGGAUAAGGGAAAGGCAUUCAAGUUGCCUACUAUAUUUCUGAUGGGAGUUUAUAUUUUAUUUGCUUGCUGGUAAAUUGUAUACUUAAAUUUUGUAAGCUGAAUUGUAUAGUUUUCUCUGUAAGGAUUCAUUAGAUUC
This is a messenger RNA of Brachypodium distachyon (stiff brome), 4087 nucleotides long. RefSeq lists its product as uncharacterized. Bases 129 to 3698 code for a protein of 1189 amino acids. The record is from RefSeq and is a predicted model, not a curated record. The transcript is spliced from 8 exons. NCBI's taxonomy places the organism in Eukaryota, Viridiplantae, Streptophyta, Magnoliopsida, Poales, Poaceae.